Molecule: messenger RNA, 1946 nt
Organism: Cryphonectria parasitica EP155
Lineage: Eukaryota; Fungi; Ascomycota; Sordariomycetes; Diaporthales; Cryphonectriaceae
Exons: 2
Coding region: 1-1839 (612 amino acids)
Source: RefSeq, a predicted model, not a curated record
AUGUCUUUGACUACGUACUACGUACAUCACUACGAUAGGUCCACGUCCACAACCGCGUCCACUUCCACCUCCGUCCGAACCUCAGAUGCGCGAAAGGACCUCCAGGAGGCGCUACGAAGCCUGCAAAAACAUGCUGUCAACUAUGUGAACCUAUCGCGGGUGCAACUGGCACUCAAUGCCCUGCGACAAGAGGCCGGAGACGAGACCGUGCGGGUGGCCAUCCUCGGUUUGGCCAACGGCUCAGAUUCAGGGCCCACUGCGAAGGAAAUCUUGCGUCUGCUGUUAGCAGAUCCGUUAUCGCCCCAACAAGAGUGGGAGGGGGAACUGCUGGGACAUGAUAUCAAUAAACCUCUGAUCGUGCGAGUGGGGGCAGCUCAACACCUCGAACAAGGAAGCGACACCGAAGAAGGGAACCUCACCUACGCCAAAGGUGGCUUGUUGAAGGAACUGAACGUGUCUUCGCCGGGACUCGAUGGUAACAGGCUCGAGUUCCUGCUAAUGACGAGCAAUCCUCUCGCCGACGCGUCGGAAUUUGCCGUUCAGAGGUUCGAAGAGGCUGCGCUGGUACCGACCGUGGAAAUACCGACGUCCAGUACUGGGAGGUUUACACCUGUCACCACGCCAGUGCAUAAGGCGUUGUUAGUCGGUGACGGACUUAUGGGAGCCGCCUCUUUGAUAAAUUCGCCAGUUCUGCAUCAUGACGAAGCGAUCAUGGGCGCAGUGAACCUUCCGGGCUUCGUGGCCCAGGACGAAGCGGGCUUGCCAUUUAUCCGAGUUGAUGUCACGGCUGCGGAGCAAGGCGUCCACGACAUCCGUCAGAGUGUUGACAAGGCUUUCGGAUACGAAAAGCUGUGGUUUAAGAGCAACAUGCCAGCCAUCAUAAAGUGGCUCAAGGAAGGUGCUACUACAACAGACAAUAGCACAACCAAAAGCGUGGUCCGCAAUUUGAUCGCAUCAGUUUUGAGGAGUACACGGGACGCCAUAGGACAAGAAGAGGUUCGGCGCUUAUCUGCGGCAUCUUCGUCAAUAGUCUCGCCUAGAGCGGUCGUUUCCUUGAACAAUGCACUUGCAGACUGGUCUGAGAAGGCUCACGCUGAGUUACAAGGAGAGUUGGACAGGGCCUUCAGCAGUCGGCGGUGGAGCAAGCUGAACUGGUGGAAGCUAUUCUGGCGGGUGGACGAUGUCGGCGUGCUCUCUUCCGAGAUGCUGUCGCAGCGAUUCCUGCCUCGCGCAGAGCGCAACGUCAUCUACCUUGCCGGCCAAAUAGAUGGGUCGGAAUUGUUGGGUCCCGACAAUGGCAAGGCGGUGUAUUCCUUGCCUUCCCUCGUGUCGGCACCCUUGCCAACAUCGCCACCGAGUGACUCUACUACCAUAGCACAGGCUACGCCGCCUAGUCUUCCAACAGGCACAAAGUGGCCUACCCACAUCACGUUCACGCGCAACUAUCUUCAGUUGGAGACUAUCCCUGCCCUCCAGGCGCUCGCCCAGAAGCUCGUCUUCCAGUCUGCCAGCUUUUCGGGACUAACCACCGCCCUCGGCGCACUCAUGUAUCUGUCCUCUUUCGGCCUCUCCGAGUCAGGUGCGGUAGCAGCGUUUGGCAUUGUCUGGAGCCUUCGACGUCUACAAAAGAAGUGGGAGGCUGCACGCGAGUACUGGCAGAGUGAGGUCCGGGAGGAAGGACGCAAGGCAGUACGAGCUGUGGAGAUCAGUGUGGGCGAAGCGUUGGACAAGGCAACGAGGAAGGGUGGCGAGGGGGUUGAUGAAGCACAUUUGAAGGAUCUGAGAGCGGCCACAGAGCUCAUCCAGAAGGCGGAGGAGGCGUUGGAACGACUCCAAUGAUUCCGAUGAGAAGCAGGCCGGUGAACAUAGCGGACCUCAUGUACAACAGAAUCUUGUGUACAUACUACUAGAACUGAACCUAAUAUUCAAUGAAUCCUCAACUUUGG